UCCUGCGCCCUCGGCCGCCCCGCGAGUGCAGCCCCCGCGCAUCCUUCAGCCCCCGAUGAUCCGUCCGACAUCCAUCGGUCGACGAUCCAUAAAACGCAGCGCAUUAAAUCUCAUCUGGCGUGCGAGCCGCGCGUGAUUAGCGUUUGUUGCACCCGCGCUCCGACUGAAUGCUGCAGCCGAGUGUUCCUGACCAAGAUUUACAACGACCUCUCAGGUGUCCCUCGAAAUGCUCAAUCACAUCUGCAAUCUUGGUGUGUGCAUGUUUGGCCUAGGUUCGAAGCAGCACCACCACCACCAUCAACCAGAGGGAUGUGACGAUUUGAAGUCUUCAGUGGUGCAGCAGGCGGCCGGCGAGCUGCUCAAGUCUGCGGUCACCUCGCUUGAGCAGCAUGGCGUCGUGGUGACCGCCGGUCCGCCGCCUCCACGGCCGCCUCCAGUCUGCAGCAGUGACUCGUCCGGCAUCGGGGGCGGCGGAGGCGGCAACGACUCGGACAAGCCGUCCAAGCAGAAACGGCAUCGGACCAGAUUCACCCCGGCGCAGCUGAACGAACUGGAGCGCUGCUUCUCCAAGACGCAUUACCCGGACAUCUUCAUGCGCGAGGAAAUCGCCAUGCGUAUCGGACUUACCGAAUCCAGAGUUCAGGUGUGGUUUCAAAACCGCCGGGCCAAGUGGAAGAAGCGAAAGAAGACAACCAAUGUAUUCCGCUCUCCUGGCGGAUUGCUGCCCUCGCAUGGCCUGCCACCCUUCGGCUCCAUGUCUGAUGGUCUCUGCUCGGCGUCUGGCAUGUUUGGCGGCACGGAUACCCGGUGGGGAGUCACAGGAAUGACCCCAGUGGCCGAUCUGAUUACAGGGCUGGGGCAGCUGAGCCAGAGCGCGAUGAGCGGCUUCGGGCAGAGCAUCGGCCAGCUGAACCAGGGCGUCAACUCUGUGCCCAUCUCGUCGUCGGCGGGCAUGACGCCCUCCGCCUACCAGCCGCACCACUACGGGCUCAACUCGCUCGACCUGCGUAACAGAAUCACUGACCUGAGCGUUUGCACGACAGGUACCUCAUCCGGUGGGCAACUCAACUCCCUGGGCGCGUCGCCGGGCAGCGCGGGCAGUGGCGGCGCCGCCGGGCUUAACUCGCUGCUGCUGGCCGGCGCCGUUUCAUCGGCCGGCGGCGAUCACCACUCAACGCCGCCACCGCACCAGCAGCACUGCUCGCUACUGCAGCAGUCGUCGCCGCCGAUGCACCUGAUGCACCAGCAACACCAGCAGCAGCAACAACAACAACAACAGCAGCAGCAGCAGCAGUUGAGUCCCUGCGAUCAGGACGGCGGUCUCGGCUCGGAGGCCGAGUGCCAGGGCGACCUGCAGGAUGACUCCUCUGGCUCUUGGCGGUGCCAUAGCAUCGCCUCCCUGCGGAGACGCGCCCUGGAGCACGCGGGAGGCGUCGCCGCCACAACCGCUUACAGAUAAAACUCUUUCCACUUUUCCGCUUGAGAGCCUCUAUCUUGUUGAUUCAGACGAUUCCAACAGUAAAAAAUUAUUUCUGACUUUAAAGGGAAGGGAUGAAACGCUUUGAUUUGUUUAUAUUAUGUUUUCCAACCUUUUUAGAAUUCAUUAAAUUUAUUUCUGCAAUAUUUUUUAUUUGGUUUGAAAAAUUAAAUCACCACGUUUUAAAUUUAAACUUGUGAUUUUUAAUUAAAAUUGCAAGUUAUUGAAUAAAAAAAUCAACCAUCUUUCUUAAAUCUAAUCAUAAAAUAUAAUUGAAACAGUUGUGGAGGUUCUCAAAAGGUGAUUCAGAGUUGAUUAAUUUUUUAGUUUACAGGCUUCUUAAAUUUUAGCAAAUUUCCGUUUGAAAUUCUUUGCCAGAGGGAUCAAAUUUUUGUCACUUUCCAACUAUACUUGAAACUACUCUUCAAUAUUUCAAAGAGGCAUUAUAGUGCGUAUACGAUUUUUGUACAAACACGCAGUACUCACCACGAGAUACACACGCCGUAAGUGUAGGCGAGAGAGACAGACCGCUCGAACAAAAGAUACCAAGUAUAACGAACUAGAGUGUAAUGAAAAAAUUGUGUAAUUUCGUCGUCACAAUUACUACUUUAUUGAUUAUGGAAGUAAAAUUUUUGGAGCCAAUGUGAUUCGCUGAUGAUUUUUCCCUUGACAGGCUGUCGAUGUUUUUUGGUGGGCCUGUGCGCGGCGCUAGAAAAUCUUGUGUAUGAAAUGUGCAUUCACUUUCUUGCUGAGAAAAUAAAUGAAUUGGCGAGAUGCGCGCGCGGUAGUGCAAAAGUGUAUAGAGAUAAUCAGUGUUCCCGAUUUUGCUAUGUCCUUAUUUAUGUUGAGAGACACACAGAAUUGUACCGAGAAACAUUAAAUCAUAGUUACACGUAUACUUCUCAAUAAUUCAUGGGUUGUAAUAUACACAAUUAAGAGUUACAAUAAAUUAUGUACAUAUAUAAUAUUCAUUCUUUGCUAUAUUUAAUUUAUCUAAUUUAUUAUCCCUACACAGUCUGUUGUUAUUAUUUUGAAAUUUAUUAAUCUCUAAAAUAUGUUUAAUAUAGAUGAAGUUAAACGUAUGCAACUUGGAGAACGCAAAAGCUAUGCGGGUUGCGCACCAUUUGCAUCUGACGGCUUAUUGUUAGCUUCUAAAAUAAUUUCAUGUCAGU
Molecule: messenger RNA, 2649 nt
Organism: Neocloeon triangulifer
Lineage: Eukaryota; Metazoa; Arthropoda; Insecta; Ephemeroptera; Baetidae
Product: homeobox protein orthopedia-like
Exons: 5
Coding region: 227-1459 (410 amino acids)
Biological process (GO): neuron differentiation; regulation of DNA-templated transcription
Molecular function (GO): DNA-binding transcription factor activity, RNA polymerase II-specific; DNA binding
Source: RefSeq, a predicted model, not a curated record